Prorocentrum cordatum is the source of this 2373-nucleotide messenger RNA. The record is from the annotation of a GenBank genome assembly. Lineage: Eukaryota; Dinophyceae; Prorocentrales; Prorocentraceae.
UAUCGAUCCUUUUGCGGGUUCCCUCCCUUGGGGUCCACUUGCCUUGCGGUAUUCACACGGCAUCCAGCGCGGCGGGCCUACCGCCAAAGCCACGUGGGAUACCACUGUGACCGGGCUGGCCCCCACGGUCUUGCACCAGCUCCGGGUGCAGGUUGCACGCAGCUUUGGGCCUGUGGCCAGGGGCGCCUCGGUCGGACUUCGGCUCGCCUCCUUCGGGCGCCUCUUAAGCACGGAUCCGAUGGCCAUCAACGCGGGGGCUGUGGCGCAGCAGUGGGCUCGCGCUGUCUGGGAGGGCUUGCCGCCGCGCGGAGUCCUCCGAGCGUGCCUGACAGACGCCGCAGCGCGCUUGGGCCACCUCCAGCAUCCGUGGCCGCAGGCCAUCUCCCCCGCGGACGUGGCGCUGCUGACGCUGGGUUGGUGCGGCUGGCGCUUCGAGGACGAGGCCGUGGUGGUCACCGACGCGGGCGCCCGCUUGGACCUGGUGCGCACGGCCCCAAGUCUGGUUGCCCGUCUCGCCCAAGACGCCGCUUGGCGUGCCUCGGAUUGCAUGGCACUGGCGUGCGAGGCCAAGGAGGUGCGUGACGACCACCGCUGGGUGCAGCCGAUCAGCUGGCUGGCCCUGCGGCCGCUGCUGUGGGGAUCGGCACGCAGUUGGACAAAGCGGCAGUAGAAUUCCCUCCGGGCCCUUGUGGGCAACACGCAUUGGUGCCAGGAGCGGCUCCGGCGUCAUGGUCUUGCAGCGUGCGGGCUGUGCAAGCUGUGCCGGGCAAAGGCUGGCACGAUCUUCCACAGGGUCUACGAGUGCGAUGCCCAUGCCAGCCGCAGGCGGACCGCAGCAUCCCCAUUUCUGGUGGCGAGGGCCCUGCGGGCGCAGCGCGAGGGACCCUUGUUUGCUGAGCAACUCGCGCGCGGGACCUUCCCAGACCCCCAGCACCUCUGGAGCGACAUCGGCUGCCAGGAGUUCGAGAUCCGUUGGUGGAAUCGGCCCAGCUCGGGUCGCCUCGGGGGCAUGCUGUUCACUGACGGCUCCGCCUUCGCAGGGCGCCUCCCGGGCAUUAGCCGGGCUGGGUGGGCAGUUGUUCAGUGCAACCGCUGGGGCGUACAUGAGACUGUUGCGUAUGGACCGGUGCCGCUGGCCAUGUACCCCAGGCAGCUCAGCCGCGACGGCGAGGAUUUCGCCAUCUUCGCGCUCCCGCAGGUCGCGCUGGGGCACCUCGACCUCUUCGUUGACUGCACCGGGACCGUGGCCGCUCUCAGGCGCGGGCCAGGGGACUCCUCAGGGGACGAGCGGGCACACCUGUGGGGCCCAUUCUGGGGUUCCUUCGGGCUCGGGGACUUCACUGUCACGAAAGUCGUCGCCCGCGCCACGCAUGCCGACGUCGCUGCGGGGAGGACAACCCACUGGGAGCGCGCCGGCAACGCGGCCGCCGACACGUGGGCCAAGCACGGGGCAGAGUGCCACAGCAUGCCCGCGGAGGCUGAGGAGCUCACGCUAACGCUGUACGACAUCGCCCAGGAGGCCGCGCGCUGGUCGGGGGAGCUCCACGCGGUCCUGGCCGACGAGGGCACCAAGGACUGUGAUGGCUUGGAGGCCCGGCCGCAGGGGCAGCCAGAGGGCGGCGCCGAGGUGGAGCUGGUCGUCGGCGACGGCCCUAGCACCGCGCACGCCGAAGCCAGUGGUGGGCCCGCGGCUGUCGACGGCGGCGGUGUCAGAGGGGCGGCACGCAAAGGAUCCAGAGCAGCUUCGCAUCAGCUCCGGGCUGCCGAGGCCACCGCUCCAGGCCGCCCGCCCCAAACCCUGGUGGCGUGCCUGAGGUGCGGAGCCUAUGGCACGAGAUACGCCCGCAACCUGGCAGGCACGUGCCACGGGGCAACCACAACCACGCUCCAGAGCCAGAGAGCCCGCCUGGCUGACGGCCGGCACCCGGGGCAUCGGCAGUGCCGAACGUGGGUGCUCUCCACGCUGCGGGAGCCAACUUCGGCGGACCUCGCCGCGUGCCUGGGGUCAGACUUCGGCCGCGCACCAGUGGCAGGGCCCACGAACGGACCCCAGAUGGGGAGGGGGGCGCCCAGGCGCAUGCUGACCAGGGUUGAGAUCUUGGCAGCAUACGACUUGAACGAGGAAGACGUGGAGGCGGCCGUCAAUCGCUGCCGCCAGCGGCGGCGCGCCAGAGCCACGGAGGAGGACGAUUCCGACAUCGAGGAGUAGGUGAGGCUACGCGCGGGGGCUAGCCUCUCAGUGGCUCCGGCAGGGCCCCGAGCCGGCCUUUUUCCUGUAGUUUGUUUCCCUUGCGGAUUUCCAUUCCAUUCCAUUCCAUUCCAUUCCAUUCUAUUCCAUUCCAUUCCAUUCCAUUCCAUUCCAUUUCAUUCCUU